Messenger RNA from Leptosia nina, 1752 nucleotides. The record is from the annotation of a GenBank genome assembly. Lineage: Eukaryota; Metazoa; Arthropoda; Insecta; Lepidoptera; Pieridae.
AUGGACUUCUUGGACAUGGACUCGGAAUGUCUGAACGGGAACGACCCUUCCGUGCCGGACAUGAACAGGGAGGUGCUCGAGACGAGCGUCGAAGGCAUCGCCGAGUGGUUCACGGGCGCCGUUCUGCUCGUCACGGGCGGAACUGGUUUUGUGGGCAAGGCGCUGCUCGAGAAGCUGCUGAGGAGCUGCCCCGGCAUCGAGACCGUCUAUGUGCUGAUGCGUCCCAAGCGAGGACUUUCGGUCGAGCAGCGCUACAAGGAACUACUCAAGAACCAGGUGUUCGACCGCAUUCGAUCCCGAUGGCCCGAGCGCCUCGAGAAGCUGCAGCCCAUCGCCGGCGACGUGUCCGCCCCGCAGCUGGGCGUAUCGCCGCAGCAGCUGCGCCUGUUGGAGCGCGUCCAUACGGUGUUUCACUCGGCCGCCACGGUGCGCUUCACCGAGUCCCUGCAAACGGCCACCGCGCUCAACGUGCAGGGCACCGCCACUCUGCUGCAGCUCGCCGCCGACAUGCCCCUGCUCAAGGUGACGCCCGAUUGCGUGCGCUCGAUUUUCCAGCGACUCAAUGCCGAACCGAUUACGCGCGCUGGUGCACGUGUCGACGGCGUACAGCAACGCGCCUCGCUCGGAAGUGGAGGAGCGCGUGUACCCCCCGCCGUGCGAGCCGGCCACGCUGCUGCGCUGCGCGGCCACGCUGCCGCCCGCCACCCUCGAGCUCAUCGCGCCAUCACUGUUGGUCGGUAUCGUUUUCGCUUUCUCGUUCGCGAAGUUCCCAAACUCACUCCAUCGCUCACGCCCUCCGUUUGCGUUCAGGGGGAGCAUCCGAACCCGUACACGCUGACAAAGGCGCUGGCGGAGAGCAUCGUCAACUCGCACACGGAGCUGCCUGUCUGCAUCGUGCGUCCUUCGAUCGUUACGGCGGCUUUCCAGGAACCGUUUCCGGGAUGGAUCGACAACGUCUACGGAGUGACCGGCAUAAUAAUGGAGAUAUCGCGAGGAACAUAUCGAUCGGGGUACUGUCGCGAGCGCUACGUGGUCGACCUGGUGCCCGUCGACAUCCUCGUCAACUGCUGCAUCCUCGCCGCGUGGAGACAGGCUUGCAAACGGCCCGGCCACUGUCCCGUUUACAACGUGACUUCGGGUUCCAUCGAUCCGCUUCAGUGGGGAAAUUUUACUCGACUCUGCGUUAAGUGGGCCCGAGAGAACCCUACCAAAUACGUAAUGUGGUACCCGAACUUCUCCUUCACCGAGUCUCGCGCUCUCAACAGUUUCUGGGAGAUGAGUCUGCAUUUUCUGCCGGCCUUCCUGUAUGACCUAGCGCUGCGCGCGCAAGGACGGAAGCCUAUUAUGAUGAAGAUAGCGCGACGGUUCAAAAUGGCAGCCGCGACGGGCGAAUACUUCGCGAACCACGAGUGGCAGUUCGGCGUGAUGAAGUUGCUGGCGCUGCACGCUGACGCAGCCGGAGCAGCCGACUCCGCCGAGUUCCCGGCCUGGCCGACAAAGUUCAGCUGGGAGGCCUACGUGGGGGCCUACAUGCUCGGCAUUCGCCGCUUUAUCUUAAAGGACACGCUCGAUUCGUUGCCGCAAGCGAGGACCAAACUCAACAGGUCGGCGUCGACACGGCAUCGGACGAUCGGUGACGUACGCCAGUGUUGUAACAUCGACGUGUCUGCUUUCAGGCUGUACUGGGUGCACCGCGUGCUGCAGGCGGUCACGGGAUACUAUCUCUUCCGACUGCUGGCCCGCUUGCGGUAG